Messenger RNA from Ostreococcus lucimarinus CCE9901, 1289 nucleotides. RefSeq lists its product with no specific name. The annotation marks the transcript as partial. Gene Ontology annotation, cellular component: nucleus. The record is from RefSeq and is a predicted model, not a curated record. The transcript has a single exon. Gene Ontology annotation, molecular function: RNA binding. Gene Ontology annotation, biological process: tRNA N2-guanine methylation. Lineage: Eukaryota; Viridiplantae; Chlorophyta; Mamiellophyceae; Mamiellales; Bathycoccaceae.
AUGGCGUCGCGACGACGGGACGCGCCGCGCGGGGACGCGCGCGCGAGCGCGCGACGCGAGCGGGGACGAGACAUUCGAGUGACGACGACGACGUUCUACCGCGCCGAGAGCGCGCAGGGACGAGAUUUAGGCGUGCUCGCGGCGCUGACGACGAGGCGGCGGCUGGAGGUGCUCGACGCGACGUGCGCGUCGGGCGCGCGCGCGGCGAGGUACGCCGAGGCGGGCGUGCUGAAGUCGAUGCACGCGAACGACGUGAACGCGGACGUGGAAGACGUCGUGCGAGAAAAUUUAGCCGACCUGCUGUCGCCCGCGAGCGAGGUGGACGUGAAGCUGACGUUCGACGACGCGCAACGCGUCUUCGCGCGCGCGUGGCUGGAGAAGACGUUUUACGACGUCGUCGACGUCGACGGCUUCGGCGCGGCGAACUUCGGCGACGCGUUGAAGUGUGUCAAGUACGGUGGGUUGUUUUACGCCACGUCAACGGACGCGCGAGCGCUGUGUGGGCAGAAUCCUGAGACGUUGAGUCGGGCGUUCGGAAACGCCGUCGUCGCGCCGUCGAGACCGGGCGUGAACGAAAUCGCGCUCCGCGUCUUCAUAGGCGACGUCGUGCGACGGGGGGCGGCGAUCGGAAUAUCCGCGACGCCGCUGUUUUCGUUGUUUCAUCCGCACGGUCCGGUGUUUCGCGUGAUGUUUCGCGUGGAAAAGGCGCGAGGCGGCGCGUACGACGCCUUCGCGUCGAAUCGCGACGCCGCGAUGGGCUUCGUCGGCUUUUGCGAUCGAUGCGGCGACACGUCCGUCGUGCGCGCGCCGUUGAUCGACGUGUACGGGCACACGAAAACGAUAGCGCCCGGCGACGACGACGCGACGACGCAGUGCGCGAGAUGUCGCGGCGAGGGAUCCGCCGAAGACACGCGAAGCGCCGCGCUCGCGAUUUCGGGACCGCUUUGGUUACGAUCGCUGCACGAUCGCGACACCGUGCUGGCGAUGAUCGAGGCGGCGGACGCGCAGGGUUGGUUCGCCGCCGACGACGAAUCCGACACAGGACCGGUGAAAGGACAGCUAUCACUGCGCGAUUUGCUCGACGCGUUUGUGGGCGAAGCCGACGCCGGGCUCGAGCGCACGCCUCACCAUCUUCGCACGGAUGAGCUCGGACGAAGAGGCCGAGCGAAACGCGUGCCACCGCGAGACGUGUUAAUCACCGCGCUUCGCGCCGAAGGAUUCGCGGCGACGCGAAGCCACAUCGACCCUCGCGGCUUGAAGACGAACGCGACGAUGGCGGACGUCGUCGC